This is a messenger RNA of Chanos chanos (milkfish), 2739 nucleotides long. It is a transcript of the gene trpc6a, whose product is annotated as transient receptor potential cation channel, subfamily C, member 6a. Lineage: Eukaryota; Metazoa; Chordata; Actinopteri; Gonorynchiformes; Chanidae. The coding region runs from base 1 to 2739 and encodes 912 amino acids. Gene Ontology annotation, cellular component: plasma membrane; cation channel complex. The transcript is spliced from 14 exons. Gene Ontology annotation, molecular function: inositol 1,4,5 trisphosphate binding; protein binding; store-operated calcium channel activity. Gene Ontology annotation, biological process: calcium ion transmembrane transport; single fertilization; regulation of cytosolic calcium ion concentration. The record is from RefSeq and is a predicted model, not a curated record.
AUGAACCAAAGAAGAGCUGUUCAAGAAGAAAAAAGUCUGUCUAAAUAUCACAGAAUUGAGAGGACAGACAGAAGGAAAAAUAAUUUGUUGAUGAACGCAGACACUGGUGAGCGCAGCUCUGACUUUGACUAUGGACACUACCAUGGUGUGCACCUGGUUCUCCAGACGGUGACCAAGACUAGACGGCAAGCUGCACGGGGGGCAGCCUACAUGUUUAAUGCCCACCCUCACAGCCUCACCCCUGUGGAAGAGAGAUUUCUGGAUGCCGCUGAAUAUGGAAACACCCCUGUGGUACGCCGAAUGCUUGAGGAGAUCCCUGGGCUGGAUGUGAAUUGUGUGAACUACAUGGGCCAGAAUGCACUGCAGCUAGCUGUAGCUAACGAACACUUGGAGGUGACAGAACUUUUGCUGAAGGCAGAUAACUUGGGUCGCAUUGGUGACGCUCUUCUGCUGGCCAUCAGCAAAGGCUACAUUAGGAUUGUUGAGGCCAUUCUGAGCCACAAGGCUUUCGCUGAUUCAGCUAAACUCACAGCUAGCCCACGUCAGGUGGCGCUGCACGAUGAUUUCUUUGCCUAUGACGAGGACGGGACGCGUUUCUCACAUGACAUAACUCCGAUCAUUCUGGCCUCUCACUGUCAGGAAUAUGAGAUUGUCCACAUCCUUCUUGGGAAGGGUGCUCACAUCGAACAACCCCACGACUACUUUUGCACCUGUGACACGUGUAAUUACCAUCAGAAGUAUGAUUCUUUCAGCCAUUCCCGUGCACGGAUCAAUGCUUACAGGGGGCUGGCCAGCCCAGCAUACCUCUGCCUGUCCAAUGAGGAUCCUGUCCUUGCGGCCCUCGAACUCAGCAGUGAGCUUGCGUCAUUGGCCAACAUUGAGAAGGAAUUCAAGAAUGACUAUAAGAAGCUCUCUGUGCAAUGUAAAGACUUUGUUGUCGGUCUGCUGGAUUUAUGUCGGAGCACAGAGGAAGUGGAGGCCAUUUUGAAUGGUGAGAUUGACGAAAGCUCUGAAGUUCCUGACAGGCCGAGUCUCAUCAGACUCAAACUUGCCAUAAAGUAUGGACUGAAAAAGUUUGUUGCACAUCCUAACUGUCAGCAGCAGCUUCUCUCUAUUUGGUAUGAAAACCUGCCUGGACUCAGGCAGCAGACCACAGCCAUCAAGCUCUUGGUGGUCCUGGGUGUUGCAGUGGGUUUGCCCUUCCUGGCCAUGAUAUACUGGAUUGCUCCAAUUAGCAAGAUGGGAAAGAUCAUGCGUGCGCCCUUUCUGAAAUUCGUGGCUCAUGCUGCCUCUUUCACCAUUUUCCUGGGCCUGCUUGUCUUCAAUGCAGCUGAUCGAUUUGAUGGAACCAAACUGCUGCCUAAUAUGACCGAGCAUGACUAUCCAACCCAGCUGUUCCGGAUGAAGAUCACACCUUUCACUUGGAUGGAAAUGCUCAUUAUUUCCUGGGUCAUAGGUAUGAUAUGGGCAGAGUGCAAGGAGAUCUGGUCUCAGGGUCCAAGAGAGUAUCUGCAGGAACCAUGGAAUAUGUUGGAUUUUGGAAUGUUGGCCAUUUUUGUGGGCUCUUUCACCACAAGAAUAAUGGCUUAUUUUCAUGCAUACAAAGCUCAGAUGUAUGUGGACAGCAUCUACACGGAUUUAAGAAAUGCAACUUUGCCACUUCAGAUUGAAUACUUCCGGCUGGCACGUGUCCACUGGCUACCCUCCGACCCUCAGUUGGUGUCAGAGGGUCUGUAUGCUAUUGCAGUUGUCCUCAGUUUCUCCAGAAUAGCCUACAUUCUGCCAGCCAAUGAGAGCUUUGGUCCACUCCAGAUAUCUCUGGGGAGGACUGUCAAAGACAUCUUCAAAUUCAUGGUCAUCUUCAUCUUGGUGUUUUUGGCUUUCAUGAUUGGGAUGUUUAACCUGUAUUCGUACUACCUGGGUGCUAAGCAGAAUGAUGCUUUCACAACCAUAGAGGAAAGCUUUAAAACAUUGUUUUGGGCAAUAUUUGGCCUUUCUGAAGUCAAAUCAGUGGUUGUUAACAACAGACACAAAUUUAUUGAGAACAUUGGCUAUGUUCUAUAUGGAGUGUACAACGUCACCAUGGUGAUUGUCUUACUCAACAUGCUCAUCGCCAUGAUCAACAACUCAUUUCAGGAAAUUGAGGAUGAUGCAGAUGUGGAGUGGAAGUUUGCACGGGCCAAGCUCUGGUUCACCUACUUUGAGGAGGGCAGGACUCUGCCUGUGCCUUUUAACCUUGUGCCCAGCCCAAAGUCAAUGCUGGGUCUGGUGGUUGGUGUGAAGGGCCUGGUGAAGGAGCUCACCCACAAUCACAGAGCGAUUAUGAAGGAGGAGGAAGAGCUUAGCAAGUUGGGUGAGAGCAGCACCAGAACAGAUACAAGUCUUCCCUGUCUUAGCCGAUACCAGAAGAUCAUGAAACGGCUCAUCAAGAGAUACAUUAUUAAAGCGCAGACUGACAGAGAAAAUGAUGAAGUCAAUGAAGGGGAACUGAAGGAGAUCAAACAAGACAUAUCGAGCUUACGCUAUGAGCUGUUGGAGGAGAAGUCCAACAACACUGAGGAGCUGACCGAACUCCUCAAGAGAGUGGGAGCUGCAAUUGGGUCAGAUGGAGUGGCAGCUGGAUCAGCUGGAGUGGCAGUUGGGUCCGAUGGAGUGGCAGUUGGGACAGUUGGAGUGGCAGUUGGGUCCGAUGGAAUGGCAGUUGGGUCCGAUGGAAUGGCAGUUGGGCAGUUGGAGUAG